Molecule: messenger RNA, 201 nt
Organism: Opisthorchis viverrini
Lineage: Eukaryota; Metazoa; Platyhelminthes; Trematoda; Opisthorchiida; Opisthorchiidae
Exons: 1
Coding region: 1-201 (66 amino acids)
Source: RefSeq, a predicted model, not a curated record
AUGAUUCGUCGUAGCAAACCUCCUGAACUAGAAAAGGACCACCCUAUUCACAACAAAAAGGGCACAAAGAGUAGCACUGCAUCUGUAGAAAAGAAAAACUAUAACGUCAGAAACAUGCUCAUGGCUGAUAAUCCACCCCUCAUGGGGAAACUGGUCCAGUUCAACUCAGAUCAGUUCUUUGUCUCACAAGCCAUGCACUGA